AAUGAAUACAUAUACAAAAUUCAAUCCACGUGUUUUCGGAUUCUUCAUGGAUAUAUUUAUUCAAGAAUUUAAUCGUUUGCAAUAAAUAAAAAUGGCCGAAUUAUUCAAAGUUUUACAACCAUUACAGUUUAUGCAAACAAUUCUUAAUUCUGGUACAAGACAUGAUGGUAGAAAAUUUGAUGAAUCUCGUCAUGUAUUGGUCAGUUGUGAUUGUGUUACCAGUGCCAAUGGUUCAGCAUUGAUAAAAUUCGGUACAUCUUCAGUGAUGUGUGGCAUUACAACGUCUUUGGUGAAACCAAAUACCGAUAAACCUGAUGAAGGCAUCAUUGAAAUAGACGUUCGAUUCUCUAACACCUGUACGAAUGAAUUGGAUAAUCCUGAUCGUACAACAAUUAGUGGUUAUGUUCGUGAAUGUGAAAAAAUUUUAUCACAUGCAAAAUGUAUUAAUCUUGCACAAUUAUGUCUUAUUCCUCGUAAAUAUUGUUGGAAGAUAAUGUUGGAGAUUAUCUGCUUAAAUAUGGAUGGAUCGAUUGUUGAUCUAUCAUUAUUGGCUACAUUAGUUGCUUUGAAGAAAUGUAAACUACGUAAAUAUGAAAUCGAAACGGAAUUCGGCCUGAUAACACCAACAAAUGAAUAUGAAAAGAUUGAAAUUCGAACAUGUCCAAUGCUUUGUACAUUCGUCAUAAUUGACAAACAUUUACUAAUUGAUCCAACAAUGAAUGAAGAAGAAUUAUCAGAUUCUACAAUACGAAUGGCUAUCGAUCCGGAUUCAUCUAUCGAUAGUGAUUGUCUUUAUUUGCUUGAAGCCACUGGAUCUUGUACAAUGGAUCAAAAUCUACUUAAAAAUAUCCACAACAAAGCAAUGAAAAGAGCUAAAUUUUUACGUUCAAUCAUGACAAAAUAUACAGAACAACCAGAUGAUGAAGAAUCCUGUCAAUUUGAACCAAUGCUGUCAUGAUAAUUUCGUGACUUUCUUCGGUCUUAAACAUUGUAAAAAAACAACAUUUCAUUUUGUUUUUAAUAAUAAUGAUAAAAAUGAGAA
Molecule: messenger RNA, 1042 nt
Organism: Dermatophagoides farinae (American house dust mite)
Lineage: Eukaryota; Metazoa; Arthropoda; Arachnida; Sarcoptiformes; Pyroglyphidae
Product: exosome complex component RRP43-like
Biological process (GO): exonucleolytic trimming to generate mature 3'-end of 5.8S rRNA from tricistronic rRNA transcript (SSU-rRNA, 5.8S rRNA, LSU-rRNA); nuclear mRNA surveillance; nuclear polyadenylation-dependent rRNA catabolic process
Cellular component (GO): nuclear exosome (RNase complex); cytoplasmic exosome (RNase complex)
Molecular function (GO): mRNA 3'-UTR AU-rich region binding
Source: RefSeq, a predicted model, not a curated record